AUGUAUUUACUUAGGCAUAGUCCUUCAGCUGUACUUUUACUGUACCUCUUUGAUCUCCCUUUGGUCUCAGCUGGCGAAGUCGGCGGACGCAAUUAUCUUAUCAGCAAUUAUCUUAUCAACCCGGGCUUCUUGAACAAACCUUCAUCUCCGUUUUUCGUUUUCUCCUCACAUCUCCUCACUCCCCCUUCUACUUCCUGCACACGCACCAUGCAAUCUGCAGCCCGGACGCCACCGGCGACGUACGCACCAGCCGAUGGUUCACGGACGCUCACGAUUACAAACGACCCGACCCGCGAAGAGGGCGAUGACGAUGAGAAUAUCAACUCGGAUUCAGGGCGGAUCGUUGGAUCGCUGAGGGUGCGCGCGGGGCGGUCGAGGGACGCACCAAGAGUGGCUUGGGACGAAGAUGUGGUGGAUAAUGAGGGGUGCGGGAAGAAGAAAUCGAAAAUAUGUUGUAUAUAUCACAAACCAAAGCAAUUUGAUGAAUCCUCGGACGAAUCGUCUGACUCGGACUCGGACUCGAGCUGCGGCGGCCACAACCACGACCACAACCACAACCAUCCACCAGCCCCUAGGCCCAGCUCGAGCGGUCAGCAGCCAAAUCCCUCUGGGACUGUUCACCAGCUCGAACCUUCCGAAGGUCAUAAGCCGAAUGCUUAUGAGAAGCAGCCCCAUUCGAAGAAGGGGAAACAUCGAGCAGGUGCGAACAUGCUUUCCUUUACCUCUUGA
Molecule: messenger RNA, 729 nt
Organism: Cyclocybe aegerita
Lineage: Eukaryota; Fungi; Basidiomycota; Agaricomycetes; Agaricales; Hemipholiotaceae
Source: the annotation of a GenBank genome assembly